This is a messenger RNA of Daucus carota subsp. sativus, 1138 nucleotides long. Its product is annotated as riboflavin synthase. Lineage: Eukaryota; Viridiplantae; Streptophyta; Magnoliopsida; Apiales; Apiaceae. Gene Ontology annotation, molecular function: riboflavin synthase activity. Gene Ontology annotation, biological process: riboflavin biosynthetic process. The record is from RefSeq and is a predicted model, not a curated record. The transcript has a single exon. The coding region runs from base 108 to 962 and encodes 284 amino acids.
AAUACAAACACGUUACAAAAUUAAUAUUUGCCUAAAUAUUGUCUUUUAAACACCUGUGUAAUAAUCAAAACCUAAAAUCUUGUCUUUCUUCAAGCACCUGUAAAACUAUGGCUAUUUCUUCAUCUUCCACCUUUGCGUCUAAAACCCUAAAAUUUUCUGCACCAAAAGCUUCAAUUUUGAACCUCCAUUACUCUCCCCCAUCCAAAACUUAUCUCAAAUCCAAUCUGAAUUUUACCUUAAAGCCCCCAUCUUUGUCUCUUUCCUUCAAUCCCCACAAAGUCAAACCCCCAAUCAAGAAAAGUCAACGCAAUGGAUUUGAAGUCAAUUCCUUGUUCACUGGCAUUGUUGAAGAAAUGGGUGAAAUUAAAGAGCUCGGGGUCUCGAAAAUUGAUGGUGGGUUUGAUAUGAAAAUUAAAGGGAAGGUGGUUCUUGAAGAUGUUAAUUUGGGUGACAGCAUUGCUGUGAAUGGUACUUGUUUAACAGUUACGCAUUUUGAUAAAAAAUUGAGUGAAUUUACAGUGGGGUUGGCUCCGGAGACAUUGAGGCUAACUUCGUUGAUUGAGCUUGAGGCAGGUUCAGUUGUAAAUUUGGAGAGGGCGGUGAAGCCGUCGACUCGAAUGGGGGGGCAUUUUGUGCAAGGCCAUGUGGAUGGGACUGGGGAGAUUGUGGGGAAAGAAGUGGAGGGGGAUUCUUUGUGGAUUAAGGUUAAGACGACACCAGAGAUUUUGAAGUACAUUGUGCCGAAAGGGUAUAUUACGGUGGAUGGAACUAGUUUGACUGUAGUGAAGCUGUUUGAUGAGGAGGACUGCUUUAAUUUUAUGUUGGUGGAGUAUACUCAGCAGAAUGUGGUGAUACCAUUGAAGAAAGUUGGGCAGAAGGUGAAUUUGGAGGUUGAUAUACUUGGUAAGUAUGUGGAGAGGCUACUAAGUAGUGGUUUUGUUGGUGCUAUGAAAUCGGCGUGAUGAUUUGAAGUUGAAAUUGCCACGUGGUUGUUUACGAAGAAUAAAUUAAGGUCCUCUGUAAGUGCAAUGUACUCUCGAAACUGUUAAUUUGCAAUUAUGUGAGCUAGUUGGUUUAUGUGUAAUUUCAUUGUUUUUGAUGAUUGGUAAUAUGAAUAAGAAUAUAUGCAUCUUGAUCC